AUGUUCGAGGAGGACUUUGAGCGCUGCUUCAUCUGCCAGGCUUCCUCCAAGGGCCUCUACUGCUCUCGAGAGUGCAGGCAGCAGGACAAGGGUUCGGUUUCACCCCACACAAAGUCCAACGACCUGGCGCCCGUCCGCCUAACGGCGCAGCUACCGGCGUCACUUUCGCCAGCAGUCCGUCCAACCUACACCAUCACUCCCUCGCCGAUCCUCGGUCGUCGCCGUGGUGCGUCGACCUCAUCGUCGUCGGUCUCGGAUUCGCCCAUCCAGAGCCCCCACACCAACCCGUCCGCCGGCGAUUCGCCGCAAAAGGAGGUGUUCAACCUUCCCCCACCGGCGUACCCAAUGGGUUUUGUCGGCAGCGUGCCCAUGAAGAUUCCCACGAGCCUCCAAAAUCGUGUUGCCAGUAACGGAUCAGCAAAUGGCCACCCUAAUGGUGCAACCACCCCCACUGGUUCGGUCGACACACUGCGCUUUGGCCGCAAGUCGAGCGUGACAAAUUCCGUGACUUCGCCUCUAGCUCUAGGCCCACGAUGCGGCUGUGGUCGUCCCCUGAGCCACCGUAAUCGUAGCCUCCCUGGCGACGAGCUCAAUGUUGCCUGCCUCAACCUGGGGCCCAACGGUUUCCCGGAUGCCGACGUCAACGUCCUUCGCCUUGUCUCGGACCCCAUUCACCGCACUCCCAACCUCACCUGCCCUCCUCUCCCCGAGGAACGCUCAAUCUCGCACGUCCUUGGCUCGUCUCUUCUCCUCUCGCGCUCGCGCUCGGACCCGCACCACCCUCCGUCCCCUCGCACGGCUCGCGGCCCCGGCUAUCAAAACGCCAAGGCCGGCGGCAGCCUCCACCCCCGUCCUGUGGUCGACUCCGCGGGCGUUCCAGCGGAGCGUAUGGCGCUUCCUCCUGUUGCGCCCCUCCGCGGUGUCCGCAGCCGCUCUGCCGCGCCUUCCUCCAACACACGCCGUGAGCAUGCGCCAACCGAUGACCGGCGCGGCCGCAGCCGUGAGCGCGUCGAGCGCGUCGAGGUCAACCCGGAGCUUGUUCCCCAGCUCGGCAUGUACCACGAGGAGCGUGAGGUGGCGCCCACUCGCGACAGCCGCUCGCGUGGCCGCAAGCUGAGCGACGAAGCGGAGCGUCCCGGUCGGUCGCGCUCACGCCCACACCCCGACAUCGGCUACGCGACCGCGAUUCGUGGCCGCACCCAGGGCAUUGCGGCAUAG
Cutaneotrichosporon cavernicola is the source of this 1218-nucleotide messenger RNA. RefSeq lists its product as uncharacterized. The record is from RefSeq and is a predicted model, not a curated record. The transcript has a single exon. The coding region runs from base 1 to 1218 and encodes 405 amino acids. NCBI's taxonomy places the organism in Eukaryota, Fungi, Basidiomycota, Tremellomycetes, Trichosporonales, Trichosporonaceae.